Tetrahymena thermophila SB210 is the source of this 1342-nucleotide messenger RNA. RefSeq lists its product as hypothetical. The record is from RefSeq and is a predicted model, not a curated record. The transcript has a single exon. Lineage: Eukaryota; Ciliophora; Oligohymenophorea; Hymenostomatida; Tetrahymenidae.
AAGAAAGACUCUCUAAUAAUUUGCUUUAUUUAUGUUUUUUAGAGCAGAAAAUAUUUUCAAAUGAAAAAUUAUAAUUAAAAUUUAAAAAAUUUUAUUAAAAAAUGUAGAAUCAAAUAAUUAAGUACUUAGUUAACUUAGAAAAGGACUAGUUUAUAAAGCGCCUUUAAGAAAGUAUAAAAUUCAUAUAACAGGCAAUAUAUUACAAUAGUAAGUACCUAGACAAUGAGCUUGAACUUUCUAUUUGCUACUCUAUGUUUUUUAGGGGAUUAAUUUACUAGCUGAACUAGAGUCAUAAUUUUUUAAAUACAAAUGAAUCAAGUAUUUCUACAGAAAACAUAUGCCUAAUACCUAAGGAGAAUUUGGAUUUUAAUGCCCAAGGAGUUAGCUUUCUAAUUGUAAUUAAAGCUAUACAAAGUAAUGAGAUGAGUUUAGAUGAAGCAUCAGAGUAAUUAUAGUUAAAAGCUCAGUAAGGAAUAUAAGAAAUAUAUUAAAAUAAAUUUGACUGUAUACUUGAAAAAUAUAGCCCAAAUUCUAAUAAAGUAUUUAUAUCUCUAGCUUUUUACAAAGACUUUGUUGAUGUAAUAAUUAAAUCAAAGCUAAAUUAAGAUUAUGAUAAAUAAAAUGAAUGGAAUAAUAUUCUUAAUCAAAUCAAUAAAAAAUAUAAUUUAGAAACUGAUUAACAAAAGGAAAUUGCUAAAUAAAAAAUUGUUAAAAUAUAAUUUCUAUAAAAUAAAGUAGUACUUCCAUAAAGUAAAGAAGAUAAUAAUAAAGAUGAUAUAGAAAAAAUGAAUAAUUAAUAUGAAAUUCUAAGUUUAAAUUUAUAGCAAUUAUAACAAAACAAUUAAAGCACUUCAGAUUCCUCUUAAUAAGAUGAUAAAAUUGAAAGAUUAAAUUGUGAGAAAGAAAAUGAGAAUUUUGUUGAAGAACAAAUAUAAAAGAAAGUAAUUAUUUUAAAAAAAUCUUUGAUUUUUAAGGAGGAAGAAAAAUAAGACAAUAUUCAAAAAGAAAAACGUCUAAAUCUAAAUUAAGAUAAUAAUUCUAUCUUAAAGUAUGUUAUAAAAAAAGUAUAGAGCAAAAAAAUAGAUUUAAUUAAGAAAUAAGUUAGAUUUCUAGAGCAAAAAAAUUAAAAACCAAAAGAGUAUAAGCAAGAUUAGGUAAGCAGCAAGAGAAAACGUAAAAAUAAAAAAGAAUAUAAAUAAAAGUAUACCAAAAAAAUAAAAAAAUGAAUGAAAAUAAAUAAACAAUUUUAUAAUUUAUAAAAUUUUUAAUUUUUUGUUAAAUAUUUACUUGUUUUUCAUAUUGUUAAUUUAAAUAAAUCAAAUGUUUGUUUCAACUACAAUUC